UCGAAACCCUAGAACUGAAGAAAUGUCGACGUGGCAGCUACUUUCCGAUCCCGGCGGCGAUAAUUUCCGGUGGGAAGUCGGUGGCCGGAUUCGUCAGUCUGACAACUCCGAUUCUACUACAUCCACGAAAACGAUCGACUCCACAGCUCCUCCUCUACCUUCUAUGGCUGAUCUCUUGCUCCGAGGUUGCUCGAAGCUUAUAGAACGGGAGGAAGCGAUGCCAACAAUGUUUACGACUGGUCUAGGCAAGUCUGUGUCUCUAAAAGACUCUUCGAUUUCCAGAGCCAAAUCGAUUUUAGCAGAUUCAGACAACAACGUUCUUCCCAGGGAGAGUGGGUUUGGUGUUCCCAACACUUUAUUCCAGACAGCUUCUAACAAGAAGGUUAAUGUAUCUUCUGCCGGUCUGGCAAAAGCCAGAGCAUUGUUAGGACUACAAGAAGAUGAUUUGAAUGGGUUUAACCAUGCGAACUGUUCGUCUUCUUCCCAAGAGAAACAUGAGUGGUCUGGGUUGAAAAGUCAUGAUGCUACAUCGGUUCAGCAUCCUUCAGUAACUCCAGGUAGACAAUAUGAGAGUCAUGUAUCUGGGAGGAGAUCUGAUAUGUUGACUCCAGCUUCAAAGGUGCCUCAAACAAAGUUUCAGACUGCUGGUGGAAGAUCAUUGUCAGUGUCGGUUGAGGCAUUGAAACGUGCUAGAAGCCUUCUUGGAGACCCUGAGUUAGGGAAUUUCUUUGAUGAUGUAGCAGCAGAUGAUCAGUUUGUUACGCCACAGAAAGAUGAAAGGUCAGGAGAUAUUGCCAACACAGGCUAUACUGCUCAUAAAGGAACGACAAGCAACAAGCAUACUUCAAAUAGUUUUAUAUCUCCUCUUCAGACAUCGUCAAAGCAAUUUAGAUCAGUCAGAUUGGAGAACAUAUCUUCAGGGGGUAAUUUGAUCAAGAAAUUUGAUGCGGCUGUUGAUGAGACAGACUGUGCUCUGAAUAUAACUAAACCUGCUACACAUGGACUAUCAAAUGACAGGCCCUUAGCAUCAGAUAUGGCAGUGAAUAAUCCCACGAAAAAGGGUUUCAUUCCAAGAGCUAAACAAUUUGGAAGGCCAGCUGACCAGCCACUUGUUGAUAUAACAAAUCGCAGUGAAAGAACUUACGCAAACAAUAAACAAGACAGUAGCCAAAAGAAAAGACUGGGAAAGACGGUCUCUGUUCCUCCGUUUAAAAAGCCAAGGACUUCUUCCUUUAAACCUCCUUUAAUGAACAAUGCUCAGCAUGCUUCAAAUGGUUUGUCUGUCAAAUUAUGUGAUACUCAUUAUUCCAAAAAAGUGCUUUCUACAAGAUUUAAAGAAAGGUCUCCAAGAGUAUAUAUCAAGGAUUAUUUUGGAAUGCAUCCAACAGCUACGAGCAAGAUGGUUUAUGUGCCAGAUCAUGUCAGAAGGAUCAAAUCAAGUAAUGCAGAUAGAUAUGUAUUCUGUGACGAGCCUUCCUCAAGCGUGGUUGGAGCUGAAACUUUUCAUCAAAUUCUGGCAGAGUGUGGUGCUUCCUUACAACAUGCAUCUAGAAAGUGGGUCACCAAUCACUACAGGUGGAUAGUCUGGAAACUUGCAUGCUACGAGACAUACUACCCAGCCAAAUGCAGAAGAAACUUUCUGACAAUUCCUAAUGUUCUUGAGGAAUUAAAAUACAGGUAUGACAGAGAGGCCAAUCAUGGUCAUUGCUCUGCAAUCAAGAGGAUUCUGAGUGGUGAUGCUCCAGCUUCUUCAAUGAUGGUGCUCUGCAUAUCAGCUAUUAACCCAAAGACCGAUGAUGAUUAUCAGGAAACGCAUGGUUCUUACAGUGGCAGCAAUGUCAAAAUAGAACUCACUGAUGGGUGGUACUCGAUGAAUGCUGCUCUGGAUGUCAUGCUGACAAAACAACUGAAUGCUGGAAAAUUGUUUAUCGGGCAGAAGCUUCGAAUCCUUGGGGCAGGACUUUCUGGCUGGGCUACCCCAACAUCACCUCUUGAGGCAAGGACUUCAAAUACGAUUUUUUUGUUGUUGAAUAUUAAUGGGACAUACAGAGCUCACUGGGCGGACCGACUAGGAUUCUGUAAAGAAGUUAGUGUCCCUUUGUCUCUCAAUUGUAUCAAGAGCAAUGGUGGUCCAGUUCCUAAAACGAUAGCUGGAAUCACACGAAUAUACCCUAUUCUGUACAAGGAAAGGUUAGGUGAAAGGAAGGCAAUAGUUCGAUCAGAGAGGAUGGAAAGUAGAAUGAUCGAGUUGCAUAACCAGCGGCGCUCAGCUCUUGUUGAGGGUCUUAUUUGUGAGUACGAGAGAGGAAUCAAUGGUGUCCACAGCCAGAACGACACUGACAGCGAAGGAGCCAAGCUCUAUACGCUGUUAGAGACUGCUGCUGAACCUGAACUCCUAAUGGCGGAUAUGAGUAUGGAGCAGUUGACGUCUUUUGCAGCAUAUAAAUCAAAGUUUGAGGCAGCUAGGCAAAAAAAGAUGGAAAAAUCAGUGACAGAAGCUCUGGAAGACGCUGGCUUAGGUGAAAGGGAUGUCACCCCAUUCAUGAGGGUUAGGCUUGUUGGACUGACAAGCUUGAGUUCUGAAGGAAAACACAAUCCAAAAGAAGGCAUUGUAACAAUCUGGGAUCCCACGGAUACACAGAUAACCGAGUUGACAGAGGGGAAGAUAUACAUAAUGAAAGGGCUGGCUCCAAUAAACUCAGAUUCACAAACACUCUACUUACAUGCCAGAGGGUCUACCUCAGGAUGGCAGCCUUUGUCUCCAAAAGCUUCUGAAAGUUUUCAGCCCUUUUUUAAUCCUCGUAAACCGAUCUCUUUGCCAAAUCUUGGUGAAAUUCCUCUUUCAAGUGAAUUUGAUAUCGCGGCGUACGUGGUAUAUGUUGGAAAUGUAUACACGGAUGUUGAACAGAAGAAGCAGUGGGUGUUUGUGACAGAUGGAUCCUUUCAACGAUUACAUUCAGGGGAAAUCUCAUAUAGUCUUUUUGCUAUAAGCUUCAGCACCCCAUCCAUGGAUGACUUCCCCAUUACCCUCUUUAGUCAAAAUCUUGUCGGAUCUGUGGUAGGAUUCUGCAAUCUAUUAAAAAGAGCAAAGGAUACAAAAAACGAUAUGUGGGUUGGUGAGGCGACAGAGAACUCGGACUACUCCGUCAACGCAGAAGAUGCUUACUCUUCUCACCUCAAAACCAGUUGUGCCUCUAUCGAAAAAUGGGCUAAGCUCUCUGCUUCUAACUCUAUCAUCCGUCAACUUCGGCAGAGAGUUCUAUUUAUAAUCGGUGCUUGUAAAUGACCAUCAUGCUCAGAGUGAAUUACACAUCUCUUUUUAAGUCCCUGAGUAGUCCUCCUUUUUUUUCUCCCUCGGAAGUCUAAAUUGUCUAACCCUGAAUGUAUCUAUUUAUAAACAUUUUGCUACAUUUUCGGCAAAUUAUCUCGAAUAUUUGAUCUGAUGUUUCCGAAUUUCUAAGGUCAUUGGAUCCGUGAUAAACAUGAUGAUUUUUUUGUACCGGUAUC
Eutrema salsugineum is the source of this 3507-nucleotide messenger RNA. RefSeq names its product protein BREAST CANCER SUSCEPTIBILITY 2 homolog B. Lineage: Eukaryota; Viridiplantae; Streptophyta; Magnoliopsida; Brassicales; Brassicaceae. Gene Ontology annotation, biological process: double-strand break repair via homologous recombination; regulation of DNA-templated transcription. The coding region runs from base 23 to 3286 and encodes 1087 amino acids. The transcript has 19 exons. The record is from RefSeq and is a predicted model, not a curated record.